AUGGGGGCCGUGUGGGGCCAGGCGGCGCGGCUCGGGCUCCCGGCGGCGCGGGCGGCGGCGGCCCCGGCGGGCAGCGGCGCUGGGCGGCUCCGCUGGCUGUGCGGAGCCGGGUCGGCCCCGCUGGUGCUUCUGGCGGCCGCGCUGCCCCGCGGCCCGGCCCGCCCUCCUCACUUCCUGCGCGCCGGGGCGGGGCGCGCGUCCUGGGGCCGCCGAGCCGAGAGCGGCAGCGGGAGCGGCGCGGCCGCCGCGCACCUGCCCGGGGAGCAGCCGCCAGCCAUGCCCGCCGCCGAGCCCGAGCACAGCCCCGCCGAGCCGCAGGCGCCUGCUGCCGCCGAGCCGCUGCGCCGCGGCCGCCGCAGGAAGGCCAAGGACGAGGCCGCGGAGAGGAAGGCGAAGCGGCGCGGUAAGGCCGAGGGCGAGCAGGCGCAGCCCGAGGAGAGCGGGCUGGGGAAUGGCGACCUCGAGCCGCCCCUGCCCAAGAAGACGAAGAAAAUCAAGGAGAACAGCAGCGGUUUGGUGGGAGAGAGCGACGUCGCACAGCACGCCCUGGAAUCUUCCCCCACUGCGAGCGACAGCGGGACAGCCCCGGCUGCCCAGGGCGGGGCCGGCGGAGAGCAGGACAGCGACGCCGAGGAGCUGACAGAAGAAGCAAAAGAAGGCGCCUUCUCUAAUUUCCCUCUCUCCCAAAACACUAUCAACCUUCUCACAGCUCGAGGUGUAAAAUACCUGUUCCCUGUGCAAGCGAAGACUUUCCAGCCCAUAUAUGAUGGCAAAGACGUCAUUGCUCAAGCUCGAACGGGAACUGGGAAAACCCUUUCCUUUGCUCUUCCACUGAUUGAAAAACUCCAGAGUGUCUCACAGGAUGGGAGAAGAGGCCGUGCACCCAAAGUGCUGGUUCUUGUUCCAACCAGGGAACUGGCUACUCAGGUAGCCAGAGACUUCAAGAAUCUCACAAGGAAACUGUCAGUUGCUUGUUUUUAUGGAGGAACUCCAUAUAAAGAACAGCUUGAUCUCCUUAGAAGUGGCAUUGAUAUUCUAGUGGGAACUCCUGGGCGGAUCAAAGACCACGUCCAGAAUAGCAAGCUGGAACUUUCCAGCGUGAAGCAUGUUGUUUUGGAUGAAGUAGAUCACAUGUUAGACAUGGGCUUUGCUGAACAAGUGGAAGAAAUCUUAGGAUUUGCUUAUAAAAAAGGCUCUGAGAACAACCCUCAGACACUGCUGUUUUCUGCGACUUGUCCGCGGUGGGUUUAUGAUGUAGCAAAAAAGUACAUGAAAGAUGAGUAUGAACAGAUUGACCUGAUUGGAAAGAAGACCCAAAGGACAGCCACAACUGUGGAGCACUUGGCAAUCCAAUGUCGGUCCUCUCAGAGAGCAGGAGUCCUUGGGGACAUCAUCCAGGUCUACAGUGGCAGCCGUGGGCGGACCAUUGUCUUCUGUGAGACCAAGAAGGAGGCAAAUGAGCUGGCCAUGAAUGCCUCGCUCAAACAGGAUGCCCAGUCCUUGCAUGGAGACAUUCCACAGCAACAGAGAGAAGUUACAUUAAAAGGCUUCAGAACCGGUGUGUUUGAAGUUCUGAUUGCAACAAAUGUAGCUGCCCGUGGUUUGGAUAUUCCUGAGGUUGACCUUGUUAUACAGUGCUCACCACCAAAAGAUGUUGAUUCCUACAUCCACCGUUCCGGGCGGACGGGCCGCGCUGGCCGGACCGGCAUCUGCAUUUGUUUGUUUCAGAGAAGAGAAGAAGAUCUUCUGAAACAAGUCGAGCACAAAGCGGGGAUUACAUUUAAGCGUGUGGGCGUUCCCUCUGCUACAGAUGUAAUUAAAGCUUCAAGUAAUGAUGCCAAAAAGUUGCUGGAGGACAUUCCUGCUUCUGCAGUCGACUACUUCAGAAAAUCUGCUGAAGAGCUCAUAGAGGAGAAGGGGGCAGUGGCUGCCCUGGCUGCAGCCCUGGCCCAUAUUUCAGGGGCAGCUUACAUCCAGCAGCGCUCCUUGCUCAACUCCACGGCCGGCUUUGUGACCAUGGUGUUGAAGUGUUCCAUAGAGAUGCACAGCAUGGGCUAUGCCUGGCGGGGGCUCAAAGAACAGCUUGGGGAGGAAGUGGAUGACAAAGUGUCUGCAAUGCGUUUCCUCAAGGGGAAGAUGGGGGUCUGCUUUGAUAUCCCUGUUGAUGAACUGAGUAACAUACAGGAACAGUGGAAGGACACCAGGCGCUGGCAGCUCUCGGUGGCAAAGGAGUUGCCUGAACUGGAAGAGUAUCCCCAGGAGGCGGGACGAGGGUUCUCAAAGUUUGGAAAUGGAAGGCAAGGCAACUUCAAGAGGAACAGCUGGUUCAAGAGUGGGAACCGGGGACUUUAACAGAACACUCGAUUAACCUCCAGUACAGACUUGGGACUGAGCUGAAUUUUAUCAAACAGUAAAAGCCUGUUAGACGCUC
This is a messenger RNA of Pipra filicauda (Wire-tailed manakin), 2431 nucleotides long. RefSeq names its product nucleolar RNA helicase 2-like. NCBI's taxonomy places the organism in Eukaryota, Metazoa, Chordata, Aves, Passeriformes, Pipridae. The transcript has 15 exons. The coding region runs from base 1 to 2352 and encodes 783 amino acids. Gene Ontology annotation, molecular function: RNA binding; ATP binding; helicase activity. The record is from RefSeq and is a predicted model, not a curated record.